Molecule: messenger RNA, 827 nt
Organism: Amoebophrya sp. A25
Lineage: Eukaryota; Dinophyceae; Syndiniales; Amoebophryaceae
Source: the annotation of a GenBank genome assembly
GUUGUAGAGGGCAUAUUCAUAAUCAUAUCCUUCAUAGGUUGUAGAGCUAAUAUAACGACAGAGCUCGUUCUGAAUAUCAUCAUGAAACACACCUCUGCCUAUGAGUAGAGAUCGAUACGUAGGGACAAGCCAGCAUCUUCUCCUGCUUCAUCAUCCUCGACGACAAUCAACGAUGAACCAUCAUCGACAAUAACAAUCAACAUCUUCAAGCAUUAACAUUUUCAGAUGUCAUUCGAACGUCAAUCUCAAACUCAACAAUCUUCAUAAUCAACGUUGACAACACCAUCUUGCUUCGUCUACUCGUCUCCGACAAUCGUCAAGAAUAUGCGUGAUCGACUGGGUGUUGAGCGAGGACAUUGUCCGGGAUGCGUGAGACGAUAUUCCUUUCUCGGAACUCCAGGUAUCCACUGGCGAGAUUUGAGUAAAGCCUGUACAGAGUUUCGUCCAAGAGCAACGUCUGCUGAGGAGGAAGAUGAAGAAAUUCUUGAAAAAGAAGAAGAAAAUGUUGUUGAUAGUAGUUUCGGUCGGGAAGUACAAGUUGUAGAUGUUGUUGGAAGACAUGGUGGUGAACAAGAAGUACAAGUAAAAGGACAUCAAGAAGAGAAGAAAAGGAAUGAACAAGACCAGGAGCAGAGGGUGAAAGAGAAACAACUACAUCCACUACGUCGCGUUGAGGAAAAACAAGAACUAGAAAAAGGAAAGCAUAGUUUUCAACAACCCGAUGAAAAAGAAGAAGAUUCUUCGUCUUGCUCAACUACUGAAGAAAAUACAAGCAGUUGGAGCUCUAGCUAUUCUUCCGCUAGUAGUACUCAAGGUGAAGGGACGCC